AAAGUGUCCUGCGCGUUGACAGUCCGUUGAGAGCGAAGCUAGCAAAAAGUAAAAGUGAAAAUCAGGCCCUUGAAAUUUGUUCAUCAAUUAUGCAUUGAUUCUGGCAGACGCUAACACAAAACACAAACGGAAACGCAACAUUUAACGGAAACAGUGUUCGCCAAACGGAAGUGAUUUUCAAAUUAAUACCGUUACCGUGAGCUGGCUGAAAAGUGCGAGAUAUAAAUACAUACAUAGUGUAUAUAUCUCAUUUUUUCACUCGCCAGGGUCUGAUGUGUUGUAAUCCAUAAUUGCAAAGACCCACAAACACACACAAAAAGAUAGAUAUAUAGAAUCGCACUCACAUUGACGGUAUACACACACCCCCGCUUUUUGCCCUUGGCACCGAGAAGCGUUCGAUUUUUCACAACAAGACGUGAAAACCUGAAACGGUCUGAAAGCCUGAGAAAAGCUGAGAAAAAAAAAUACUGUUAAGCUGAGAAAACUGAAACCUUAAGAGCCAUCAACAUGGACAUGCUCAACCAGAUACUCAGCAUCAACAAUGGUGGCGCCUACGGGGGCGGGAAGGCGGGCGGCGCCUUUGAUCCCCUCACAUUCGCCAUGAAGCCCCAAGUGGUCAUCCGGGCCCUUUGCUGGCUCUUUUCAGUAGUGGUCUUCGGCUGCAUAUCCUCGGAAGGAUGGGCGGAGAAGGAGGGCAAGGAAUACUGCCUUUACAAUGGGGACGGAAUGGCCUGCAAGUAUGGCAAUAUGGUUGGCGUCUUCGGGUUCCUGGCCUCCAUGGGCUUCAUGGGCGGUGAGUUCCUCUUCGAGCGGAUGUCGUCGGUGAAGAGCAGAAAGCGUUACGUCAUGGCUGAUAUGGCCUUCUCGGCCUUCUGGGCCUUCAUGUACUUUGUGGCGUUCUUCUACUUGUGGUCGCAGUGGAGCUCGGCGCCCCCACCACCGCUGGGAAUCGGAGGUGGCAGCAUGAAGACAGCCAUUUGGUUCUGCCUGUUCUCGAUAGUCUCCUGGGGUCUCUGUGCCCUGAUGGCCUAUAAGCGCUUCCUGAUCGGAGCUGGUGACGAGUUCACCUCGGCCUUUGAGACAGAUCCGGCCAAUGUGGUCCAUCAACAGGCCUACGGAUAUUCCAUGGACAAUGACAAUGAUCAGUACAGCGCCUCCCCCUUUGGCCAGCCACAGCAGGGAAUGGAACAGCAGCAGUCUGGAAUGGAGUACCAGCAGCCCACCUAUUAAGGAUUCUACACAACCUGCUCCUCCGUUGUCCGCACACACACUCACCUCGAUUUUGUAGUGCAAAUGGCAAAUUGAAACAAUUGUUUGUUUUACACGACUAAACAGCAACACAACAGAAUACACCGAUGUCGUACAUAUAACAAAAGUAACAGAAACAAUAACAAAAAUAUUGAUACAAAACCGAAACCAGCAAGCAAUGAAACAGAAGCAGCAGCAGCAUCGGAUAUAAUUCCAAGCUUUAGCUACAAAAAAGCGAAACUCAGUUAGAAGGAUAUAUAAGGAUAUAAAUGUAUUUGUCGGAGAAAGUAUGAAUAACUCUUAAGCUAGCCCUUUAAGUUGAGUGUGCAGUUUUUUGUAGUGGAAUUUGUUGCAAUAUAUAUUAUACAGAUAUACAACUAGUUAUAUAUAAAUAUAUCCUAUAUUACGAGUAUAUGUAUACAUGCAUAGCUAACCCAUUCGAAAUAUGCUUUCAACGUUGUUAGUUAUUUAGUGUUAAUGUGUACGUGAUUGUAUGAUUUAUUGGAUUCAAUGCCAGGCCCUGGUCCCCCGAUCAGCUUCUUAACGCGAUACUCGAAUAUUACGAAUGGCAAUAGUUUGCAAUUGAGGGAAACAUACGGUUUUUUUAGAUAAAUUUACACACACGUGCAAUGCAAAUAGUUGGAGGCCCAGACAUCAGAUUGAGACGAUUACACUGCUCAAUGACAACAUAUCCAAUAACCAAUAUCCGUUUGGAAACCUACCCACAAAUUCAAAACUGGCGGCCAGGGUCGGAGGAAGGCUUCGUUAACACAGAACAGCAACCGCAACAAUAAAACGCCAAAAUUUUGUAAAUUCUAAGCAGUAAGGAACUCCAAGUCGUUGAAUUUGUUGUGAAUAUAAAACUAAAAAAAAAUUUAAACCUAAAACACAGUAUUGCAAAUUAGAUUGCUGCCGGAAUUUAACUGGUUUAUCGCUGUUCAGGCUUGUUGUUGACCCUCCCAACCAAAGAUUUGUAUAGUAUAUAUAUAUAAAUACCUAAAAAAAUGAAACAAAUAAAUAAAUUCUAUAUGUACAAUACCCAUUAUGCAUUGUGCGAAGGGGCAGUCGCCUCCUGGCAACAGAUUCAAGUGUUCUCCAGCGGCGAUUGCUCCUUGUUGGAAAUACUCAAAUAUCAAUGAAUGUAAACAUAUUGAUUACAUAAAUGUUCACUUAGUGCAGCAAGUUGCGAUAACCUACAGAUGUAUUUGUUAAAAUAAAUACUAUAUAUAUAUAUAUACUUAUAUAUUAUAUAUAUUUACGGAUUGUAUAUGAGAUAGGGCUCUCAGUUAAUAUACAGAAAUAUAAAUUAAUCGUGUAGAAUUCGUGUGCGUUGAAAAAUUUAGAAAAGAUAAAACAAAACCAAAUGUACUCAUUUCAAGAAAAAAUUAAAUUAACACUAACACGAACCGCCAGUGGAAUACAAAAUAGCGAACCCAGCCGACAAUAGGCUAAAGCAUUUGCAACACACUAUUGUAAUAGAAAAGAUCCUCAAACAAGGUCCUAAACUGGAAACCCCAAAAAUAAACAUAAAUACAUAUUUUUUAAAACCAA
Molecule: messenger RNA, 2799 nt
Organism: Drosophila bipectinata
Lineage: Eukaryota; Metazoa; Arthropoda; Insecta; Diptera; Drosophilidae
Gene: Syngr
Product: synaptogyrin
Cellular component (GO): neuromuscular junction; synaptic vesicle membrane
Source: RefSeq, a predicted model, not a curated record